This is a messenger RNA of Tupaia belangeri chinensis (Chinese tree shrew), 921 nucleotides long. Its product is annotated as olfactory receptor 140. NCBI's taxonomy places the organism in Eukaryota, Metazoa, Chordata, Mammalia, Scandentia, Tupaiidae. The transcript has a single exon. The record is from RefSeq and is a predicted model, not a curated record. Gene Ontology annotation, biological process: G protein-coupled receptor signaling pathway. Gene Ontology annotation, cellular component: membrane. Gene Ontology annotation, molecular function: olfactory receptor activity; G protein-coupled receptor activity. The coding region runs from base 13 to 921 and encodes 302 amino acids.
AGUACAGAAUUCAUGGAUAGUCCACGAAACAUCACAGAAUUUUUCAUGCUGGGACUCUCACAAAAUCCCAAGGUGCAGAGAGUUUUAUUAGUGCUCUUUUUGAUUGUCUACCUAAUUUCUGUUGGGGGCAACUUUCUUAUCAUGAUCACUGUUAUCAUCAGCCCCACCUUGGGUUCCCCUAUGUACUUUUUUCUCUCCUAUUUGUCCUUCAUUGAUACUUGUUAUUCCUCAUGUAUGACCCCCAAACUCAUUGCUGACUCAUUGUAUGAGGGGAGAACCAUCUCUUUCGAGGGCUGCCUGACUCAAUUCUUUGUUGCUCAUUUAUUGGGAGGAACUGAGAUCAUUCUGCUCACGGUGAUGGCCUAUGACCGCUAUGUAGCCAUCUGUAAACCCCUGCACUACAUGACCAUCAUGACCAAGCAUCUCUGUGCCAUGCUGGUGGGGGUGGCUUGGCUGGGGGGCUUCUUACAUUCACUGGUUCAGCUUCUCCUGGUCCUUCAGUUGCCCUUCUGUGGGCCAAAUGUGAUCAAUCACUUUGUCUGUGACUUGUACCCCUUGUUGGAACUUGCCUGUACCAACACCUAUAUCAUUGGUCUGCUCGUGGUGGCCAACAGUGGUGUGAUUUGCCUAGUGAACUUCCUGAUGCUGGCUGCCUCUUACAUUGUCAUCCUGCGCUCCUUGAGGUCCCACAGUGCAGAGGGGAGACGUAGGGCCCUCUCUACCUGUGGGGCCCACUUUACUGUUGUGGCCUUGUUCUUCGUACCCUGUAUAUUUAUUUACAUGCGUCCAUCAACUACUUUAUCCAUAGACAAAAUAGUGGCUGUGUUUUAUUGUAUUUUAACACCCAUGUUCAACCCCUUAAUUUAUACACUAAGAAAUGCAGAGGUGAAAAAUGCCAUGAAGAAUCUCUGGAAAAAGUGA